CUGGUCUACGGCCGCCGUUCGGGGGGUUGCUACGCAGUUGAUAUCGGCUACGCCAGCGCGCGGAGGGGCGCGCGGGGCUGCGCGCGGAGCGGCGGUUUCGGGGCGAAACUGCUGCGUAAUGCGUGCCGCGUGACGCCUUCGCUGCUUCUGGAAAGCGGAGAUGCGACGUUCGGAGUCACGGGCUCGUCCAUGAGAUGGAGCCACAGGUGCUUGUUUGGCGGAUUUGGAACACGCGACGUUUGCUAUUGUCGAGUGGGUUCGUUUUUGGAGUCUGUGGCGUCUCUCCUUCAUGUGGCUCUCUCUCCUCCGUCUCUCCGCAGGGUAACGUGGAAUACUUACUUAAAUGGCAAGGAUGGUCCCCAAAGUGAGUACAGCACCUGGGAGCCGGAGGACAACAUUUUGGACCCCCGUUUGGUCCUGGCGUACGAGGAGAAUCAGGAGAAGCUGAGAGCUCUGGCCUAUCGCAGGAAAGGUCUCAGACCCCGGAGGCUGCUGCUGCGGAACGUCUUUGCCAUGGACCUCCGCAGCGCCCACAAGGUGAUGGACAAGCCCCCUCCCCGCCUCCGCCUCUCCCUCACCAGGUCCAUGAGCACGGACGUGGAGCAGGUGCUGCGGCGCCCGGCCCUCAGGCGCAGCCGGCAGAGGGGGGCCAAAGGGCGACUGACCGCCAGCAAGCUCCUCCGUCCGCUGAGGAAGAAGGAGCAGCCGCUGGACGAGGAGUGGGCCACCAGCGAGGAGGACAAGCCCGAGUCGGAGGGCAUCGCCGAGGAGAGAUGCGACGACGGCUCUUACGGUUGGUUUUUGGCCGACGUGUGGCCGCCCGGUCCUGAUGCCCGCCGGUCAGGGGGACUCAGACAUGCCCCGUUCUCUCCUAAAGGUCAGUCGGAGUGCAGCUCGCUGCCGUCGCUGGAGCAGCAGGACCUGGACAUUGAGGUGGAGGAGAAGGUGGACGGCUGCCUGAUAGCGGUGGCCGCCGAGACGUGGGACGACGACGAGUCGGACGGGGGGCCGGAGGCGGUGGCGGUCGAAAAAUGCCCGAACCAAACGUCGGCGUGCGAGCAAUUGCGCGCCGGCGGGUGGGCGCCCGAGGCCAGGCCGGGACACGCCGUUCCCGCCGGCGACCGGUCAGUUUGGGGUGGAGGAGAGAGCCUCAGGGCCGAAAGCCAGAGAAGCAACACGGCCUCGGUCAUAGUGAGGGUCCAGGGGGGCGUCCGGGCGUCCGGCGCCGUUUGCCCCCCCUCUGAGCCGGCGGAGGAGAGAGGCGACAAUCAGAGGGUCAGCGUGACGUCCGGCGGCGCUCCGGCUGCCCCCGACGCAGCUGACCGUCCCGAGAAGGUGAUCGUGACACAUGUGACUCUGAACUCCCUAACGGUGACUUUUAAAGAAGCCCCGGUGGCCAAAGGCUUCUUUAAGGGCUACUGA
Messenger RNA from Menidia menidia (Atlantic silverside), 1422 nucleotides. Lineage: Eukaryota; Metazoa; Chordata; Actinopteri; Atheriniformes; Atherinopsidae. The record is from the annotation of a GenBank genome assembly.